GUAGGUACUGGUAGCAACUAGUGGGGGCUUGGAGCGAGUGUCGAGAGGAGGCCGCGACUGCUCGUCGUGCCACAGUGCUGGUUCGACCUCGGUCUGUGGUAGUAUCGUUCCUUCGAUUCGAUAUUGUAGCAGAAUAUCCUGCAGUGUGCCACAUCCGGUGUAGCAGCGAGAGAGUCAUCGAGCUAAGGGGUGGCAACCCCUUCUUCUAGUUUUGGAUUUUUUUCCGUACUCUGAGACAGUGCGUCCAGCAGAAGAUGCUCCGGUCGCUGUGCUGCUAAGGAAACGUCUGAGUAAAUGCAAUGUUGACGAAAUCAAAGAUGUGGGUGGCUCUGUUGCUGACAGCACAACUGGGCUUCGGCUUACUGGGUAAUGCAGGUGCCACAUGUGACCCGAAAAAUGGAAACACGAUAGUGUGUGAAAAGCUUGAUAACGUAAAGUACAUCAAUGUGAACAAUCUGACGACGCUGAAGGCUCCUGUCAGGGGGAAGACUCUGACGCCUAUACCCUUCAAGAGACUGCCUUCCACCCUGAAGAGCCUGGACUUAUCGGGCGGGGAUGUGGAGUUCAUCGAGACCGAUACCUUCCUGAGGGUGACGAGCUUGCAGGAUCUCAAAAUGUCCGACAAUUCGAUCGCUGAAUUGAAAGAGUCCGCGUUGAAUGGGCUGACAAAGUUAAAGAACCUCGAUCUCAGGAGGAACAAGAUCCACGAACUACCGCCAGCCUUGACGAAACUCAAGUCAUUGAAGAACUUGGAAAUCUCGGGAAAUCCCAUCGUCUGCAACUGCGCGACUCUUCGAGUGCGGGACGAGCUCUUGGCGAACGAAGUGAAGAUCUCAAAGCGGGUCUUCUGCGUAACUCCUUCUCAUCUGAAGGGCGAAUCAAUCCUCGAACUCGAAACAGAAGUGAUUUGCAUGUUCGAAGAACAGGACAAAGAGAUGCAGGCUGACCAAGCAGACGGGUCUGGAGACGUUGAUGACGAGCUAUCGGAAGAGUAUGAAGACCUGACGGAGCUGCCUCCGGUGGAAGAUGUACCAUCUAAUCCCGCUCCAACGUCCACGAGCGAUAGGGUGGAAGGGGACCUGGAUGACUUGAUCAUAAUUACGAGAGGACGCAGCGAUUUCAGCGGCGUGGAAGUUCCGUUAGAGAACGCGACCCAAGUGAGCAACGAUGACGACGACUUCGGUGACGACGACGACGACGACUUCGGCUUUACUGACGAAGAAAAAUCGGACGAUCUGAUCGUCGAAGGCUCUGGGCUGACGGAAGACGAGGGAUCCGGCACCGAUGACCUGUGGAGCCCCGUGAAUACGCGCGUCUUACACGAAACCAUAGAGUUUGCGGGGUCUCCAAGUACGUCGACUGAAAAGACCACCACGGAGCCCAAUUGGACCAGCGUAAUAUGGAACUUGUGGAAUGGAGAUACUGACGACGAUUUAAAUCCUGCAAAGAAGACGGAUGAGAGUGUUACCGACGAGCAAUUCAUCACUGUACCCACUGAGAGUUCUCUAUCCAAAGAGUCGAUUGUUAACACUACGACGGGAAUCUCGUCGGUAAUGGAUAAGGGAGACAUCCUCGGUAACACGGACGAAGUGGAAGUUUCCACGAAGAAGGUGGAGGUCCAGGAGACAGUCGCGACGUCCACCAACGUCUCCACUUCCAAUGUCGGAACUAAGUCCGAAAAGGUCCAAGAGACGAUCGAAGACGAGAACACGCCGACGGAAAAGGACUCGGCGUCGACCAGUCCGACGAAGAAGAGCAUGGGGUCCUACGUGGUGCUGGCAGCCUUGCUCGGAGUGCUGGCCGCGCUGGUUGGCUUCGCGGCGUACAAGAGCAGCUUUUGCAAGAAGAAGCCGAGCAGUGAUCCGGAGCGAGGUACCGAGUUCAAGGACAUGCAGAAGGCCCUUCUCGAAGGCACAAAUGGCAACCAACCGAAGAUCGCCUCGAAUGGUACCACGGAGAGCGUUCCACUGGUCGGGUCAGGUCAGGGUCGAGACGCUGAACCCUCGGAAGUAAAGCGGUGGCCAGAGUCCAACACGCCGACCGUCGACGAAGGCGUCAAGUACGCCCCGUCACCGGUGGACUCGGACCCGGUCAAGCCGCCCAGGAAGUCGGUGCCACCUCAGGACGAUACGAACGGCAUCCAGGAGGUCAAAACCCACAAGCCGCUGUCCUCUUUCGCCCCGAGGACGGUGACGCCGCCGAAUAGCCCAUCGAUUCUCGUCGAUGACGGGAAGCAGAGUCCGCCGCUUAGCCCAAACACCCAGAGAGUGAAGAUCACUCUUCAGGAGAAUCCUGACAGCGUUCCCAAGACGCCGGUCCUGAUAACACGGACGAAACCAGGUGUUAACAUAGUCAAAACGCCGUAGGGUAGAAUUGACCUUCAAUAUUCAAUGUACGAAUUCGUGUAUAUCGAGUACCUUCGAAAACCAACCAUUCUUCCUCUUGCUUCUUCUCUUAUCAUUCUUAAACACGAUUAUUUAUAGACCGGUGUUACCACGCGUCGUGUUCCUAUAGAUCGAGUUUUCGGCCACUCCGUGAUCCACUAUUUUUCACGUCAUGUCCUCGA
Messenger RNA from Diprion similis, 2566 nucleotides. It is a transcript of the gene wdp, whose product is annotated as protein windpipe. Gene Ontology annotation, molecular function: protein binding. The coding region runs from base 300 to 2366 and encodes 688 amino acids. The transcript is spliced from 3 exons. Lineage: Eukaryota; Metazoa; Arthropoda; Insecta; Hymenoptera; Diprionidae. The record is from RefSeq and is a predicted model, not a curated record.